Molecule: messenger RNA, 3141 nt
Organism: Nerophis lumbriciformis (worm pipefish)
Lineage: Eukaryota; Metazoa; Chordata; Actinopteri; Syngnathiformes; Syngnathidae
Source: RefSeq, a predicted model, not a curated record
AUGACUCACAUGGCGCUGGAGGUGAAGGAGAGCCUGGAGGACCGCUGCAACCGCAUCCUGAGGAAUAUGGAGUCAUCCCUUACAGCCCGGGAUCGUGUUGGCAUCCAGGAUUUGGUUCUGUUGGACGCCUAUACCAGUGAGACUGCUUUACUGGACAACCUGAGGAAGCGCUUCCAUGAGAACCUCAUUUACACUUAUAUUGGCACUCUGCUGGUCUCGCUCAACCCGUAUAAGGAGUUGGACAUGUACAGUAAGAAGCAAAUGGACAACUACAUGGGCGUCAACUUCUUUGAGCUUCCGCCUCACAUAUAUGCUUUAGCAGACAAUGUCUUCCGCGCCAUGAUGUCGGAGUACAACAACCACUUCAUUCUGAUUUCUGGAGAGAGCGGCGCCGGCAAGACGGAGGCCUCCAAGAAAAUUCUUCAUUACUACGCCGUCAGCUGCCCCAGUACCAAAAUCCUAAACGACGUCAGAGACAGGCUACUGGUGUCUAACCCCGUUCUUGAAGCUUUCGGAAAUGCCAAAACCCUGAAGAACGACAAUUCCAGUCGCUUUGGGAAGUACAUGGACAUCCAGUUUGAUCACCAGGGUGGGGCGGUGGGCGGCCACAUCCUCAGCUACCUGCUCGAGAAAUCACGGGUGGUCCAUCAGAAUCACGGCGAACGGAACUUCCACAUUUUCUACCAGCUGGUGGAAGGCGGGGAGGAAGAUCUGCUACGCUGGCUCGGCCUGGAGAGGAACUGCCAACAUUAUAAGUACCUGUUUCAGGGCGACUGUGCCAAAGUAAGCUCCAUCAACGACAAAAACGACUGGAAGACUGUGUGCAAAGCUCUCUCUGUCAUUGAUUUCAGCGAAAGUGAAACCGAGCACCUAUUUGGGAUCAUUGCUAGCGUUCUCCACUUGGGCAACAUUAAGUUUGAAGCGGAUGCUCGAGGAUAUGCUAGUCUCAACCAUAGCCAGGAAAUACACUGGCUUUCUAAGUUACUUGGGAUUUCCGGUCAGGUUCUGCAACAUGGCUUAACCCACCGCAAGAUUGAAGCCAAAACAGAGGAAGUGUUCAGUCCCUUCUCAGUGGAACACGCCAUGUAUGCCAGGGAUGCCCUUGCCAAAGCCGUCUAUGGACGGACCUUCAACUGGCUGGUCAACAAGAUCAAUGAGUCAUUAGCAAACAAGGAUUCCUCCAGGAAGACCGUCAUUGGGCUAUUGGACAUUUAUGGAUUUGAGGUUUUCAACGUGAACAGCUUUGAACAGUUCUGCAUCAACUACUGCAACGAGAAGCUGCAGCAGCUUUUCAUCCAGCUGACGCUCAAGUCGGAGCAGGAGGAGUACGAGACGGAAGGCAUCGAGUGGGAGCCAGUGCCAUAUUUCAAUAAUAAGAUCAUCUGUGACCUGGUGGAAGAGAAGCACAGAGGCAUCAUCUCAUUAUUGGACGAGGAAUGUUUACGUCCCGGGGAGGCCUCCGACUUCACUCUCCUGGAAAAAAUGGAAGAAAAGAUUGGCGGCCACCCUCAUUUUCUCACCCACAAACUUGCGGACCAGAAAACGCGGAAAACUCUGAAGAGAGGAGACUUCCGCCUCUUGCACUACGCUGGAGAUGUGACUUACUGUGUAGUAGGAUUUCUGGAUAAAAACAACGAUCUCCUCUAUAAAAAUGGAAAAGAGGUGAUGCAACAGUCCAACAAUGGCAUCAUCAAAUACUGUUUUCCUCCGAGUGAGCCGGACCGGAAGAAGAGACCUGAAACUGUGGUGACUCAGUUUAAGAGCAGCCUGGCAGGCCUGACCGAGAUCCUCAGCACCAAAGAGGCCUGGUAUGUGCGAUGCAUCAAACCCAAUGACGCCAAACAGCCAGGACGCUUUGAUGAUGUACUGGUGAGACAUCAGGUGAAGUACUUGGGCUUGAUGGAGCACCUGAGGGUACGGCGUGCUGGCUUCGCAUACCGCCGGAAAUACCAGGCCUUCCUCCAGAGGUACAAGCCUCUUUGUCCCGAUACAUGGCCUAACUGGAAAGGCUCUGCGGCAGAAGGUGUGCAGAUCCUUAUAAAGCACUUGGGAUACAAACCUGACGAGUACAAGAUGGGCCGGAGCAAAAUCUUUAUCCGCCACCCAAGAACUUUAUUUGCCACAGAAGAUGCCUUUCAAGUGUGUAAGCAUAAACUUGCAACAAGGAUUCAAGCCAAGUACAAAGGCUACAGAGUCAAAGGCGACUACCAGAAGCAGAAAGAAGCUGCAACCAAGAUUGAGAACUGCUGGAGAGGUCUGAAGGCCCGAAAGGAGCGGGAAAAGCGGGAGUGGGCUGUCAGAAUCAUCAAGAGGUUUAUAAAAGGCUUCAUGACCAGAAAUGAGCCCAACGGUGCAGACAACAGGGAGUACUUGGCCUAUGUGAGGCAGACCUACUUGACCCGCUUGAAGGAGAACCUUCCAGAAACUGUUCUUCAGAAGGACUCUUGGCUUACACCUCCACCUAUCAUGAAAGAGGCAUCCCUGUUCCUAAAACAACUUUUCAUCCGGCACAUGGUCCGCAAAUAUGUGCAAGGUAUUACUGAGGAGAGGAAAGCGCAACUUUUAUUGAAAGCCCAGACAAGCUCCAUGUUCAAGGGAAAGAAGGAGAACUAUGCGUUCAGUGUGUGCUUACCCUUUGUGGACACCAGGAUAGGUAUAAAAGACAUGAAUAUGAAAGUGCUGCAGAUGAUUCAACAUGAGAACAUUAAGUACAGCGUUCCGGUGGUGAAGUACGACCGCAAUGGCUUUCGGCCCCGUCCUCGGCAACUGGUCUUCACUCGGGAAGCCGCCUACCUGGUGGAGGAAGCCAAGAUCAAGCAGAGGAUCCAUUAUGGCUCACUCAAAGGAGUUUCUGUGAGCAACCUGAGUGACAACUUCCUGAUUCUCCAUGUUACAUGUGAUGACAUCAAACAGAAGGGCGAUCUUGUUCUGCAGUGUGACUUCCUGUUUGAGGCCCUGACCAAGCUCACCACAAUUAUUGACAAAAGUGAAGUUAUCCGGGUGGUCCAGGGCAGUGUGCGAUUCGACAUUCAGCCGGGCAGAGAAGGCGUGGUCGACUUCAGGAGUGGGCAGGAGUCUGUGGUCUACAGGGCCAAAAAUGGACAUUUGACGGUGGAAUCCACAAGCACCAAAUCCAGAUGA